UUUUGUGGAAAGUAAAUUAGACACGUCCCUAAAAUGAACAGGUAGAUGUUAUGUAAAGGUCUACAUACAGAUGUCACAAAUCAAGAGUACCUGUGUAAUGUUGAUCUCCAGUUAGAGUAAACAACGAAUACAGAGAAAAUGGUGUUUAGUGCAGUUGACAGGUAUAUUACUGUGUCGGGGGUGAGCUGGCUAGGUUGGUAUAUGAGGAGGAAGUUGGAAGACUCCACUAAAGAUGUGAAGGCAGCUCAGCAUGAGACUUUGAUGGAGAGAAUCAAAGAAAAUGCAGACACAGAGUAUGGUCAAAGAUUUAUGUUUAAGGACAUCAAAGGAAGAGAUGAUUUUAUAAAAUUUCAUCCACUUACAAGGUAUCCACACUAUGAGCCAUAUAUUGACAGAAUGAUGAAAGGAGAAAUGAACAUACUUACCAAGGAUCAGCCUGUAAUAUUUGCUGUCACAUCUGGAACCUCUGGGAAGAGCUCUGUACUUCCUAUGCUGAAGAAACAACAGGGAACUUUCUUCACACAGGGUAUUGCUAUUAUAUAUGACUGCAUGAGAAAUGCUUUCCCAGAGACAGGAAGUCAGCAGAAAGAUAUGAAGUUUUUCUACACUCCUAGACUAAGAACAUCAGAAUGUGGAAUCCCUGUUGGACCUAACUCAUCAUCUCCAGCAAACUCAAAAAGAAUUUUGAGUAUGUACUCUACUCCAAAGGCUGGGUAUGAUAUAUUGUCAGAACCAGAAGCUCUCUAUAUCCAUCUGCUGUUUGGGUUGAAAGACAAAAAUUUAGGCAUAAUUGAAGCAAAUUUUGCAUCUCUGGUGUAUUCUGCAUUCCGAGCACUUGAUACAAACUGGGACUCAUUGGUAACAGACAUUGAAAAAGGAAAUGUUAGUGAUGGUAUUGAAAUUGAGGAAAGUGUGAGGAAAGAAUUGAACAAGUCUAUGUCACCUGAUCCAAAAAGAGCAGCUGAGCUGCGUGAAGCCAGAGAGCAGGGUGUGACUGGUCUCGCACACAGAGUGUGGCCUAAAUUAAACUUUGUGAUGACAGCAGACUCCGGAACAUUUGAACUGUAUGGAAACCGAUUGCGAGAAAUCUAUUGUAAGGGAACACCAAUAUAUUCUCCACUGUAUGCGGCAUCUGAAGGACUGUUGGGCAUCAACAUCUGGCCGAAGGAAAGACCAAGUCGAUACCUGCUGGCACCAAGAUCCAUGUUCUUUGAAUUUAUCCCUGUCCAAAAUUGUGAAGAGGAACAACCUAAGACACUGUUUCUUGAUGAAGUUGAAGUAGACCAGGUUUAUGAGCUUGUGAUCACAAAUGCUAGUGGUUUGUACCGUUACAGAUUUGGUGAUGUGGUUAAGGUAGUUGGACACCACAAUACAUGCCCUGUCAUCGAGUUCCAGUACAGACAAGGGCAAUUCUUAAAUGUCAGAGGUGAAAAAACAUCCGAGAAUUAUUUCUAUCAAGCUGUGAACUCGGCUAUUCUCAAGUCAGGGCUGAAUAUGGUGGACUAUUGUUGUACUGAGAGCCUUAUGGUAGAUCAGGUGUCCAAAGAUAAGCCUGCAGCAGCACCAUGUUACCAUGUCUUCAUUGAACUGGAAAAAGAUGAAAAAGUCACAGCUAAAGUACAGAUUGACGAGGAACUUAAAGCGCUGUCCUAUGUGUAUGCCUCGUUCCGCCGCAAGGGUAGUAUUGGACCGAUGAAGGUGUACAUUGUUAAACCAGGAACAUUUGCUGAACUCCGAUCUUUCAUGAUAGAGACAACAACAGGGUCCCCAAAUCAAUAUAAAGUUCCGAGAGUAUUGAAGAAACCAGAGGCUGUCAAAUUUAUAAUGGACAAAAUUGAUGUUUGUCUGCUUUAACACUUUGCAUAAUGGUGUUCAGUCACGUAUUUUAUGCUAACUAAUGGAAUACUGCAUUCUAUCAGUGAAAUAAAUUUCAUAUCAGUCACUGGUUGUCACACACAGUACCAUUUUUUGCCACCAGAUAAGCAUAAAAUAAAAAGAAAAUUUUUGUUUGGAGUGGAUAUGGUAUAUAUCUCAUCUCGUAGUGAUAAUAUUUUAACACUUUCAGUCGCACUUCGCGCUUGUGGAAAUAUUAAAAUUUAAUCACUACUCAAUGAGAUAUAUACCAUAUCGACUCAAAACAAACAAAUAUCCUCAAUUUAUUAUUAUGUUUUGUAUACUUACUAAUUAGAUUGUAUGGAAACAGAUGACAGUGUGAGCUAGUGAGAAGUAUUGUCACUGUUAUGUUACCAGACAUUGAGUUGUAAUGUGCAAAAAGUUUCCUGGAUGAAUUUAAAAGUAUAGCAUGGAACUUUCUUCAUCUUCUUAAAGACUGUAAUUGAAAUUGGUUUUUGACCACACAUAUCAGACUUAUGAAAAGAAAAUGAUUUUAUGUUUGCCUAGCAUUGUACAUUGUAUUUGAAUACAGUGAAACAUCGCUCGCUCGAGCAUCGAUGACUCGAGCACCCGGGCUCGCUCGAGCAAUUCACGUGGUCCCAGCCGAUUUCCUUCUAUUUUCUAUGUGAAAUUACCAUGGCUGGGUCGAGCAUUGAUAACUCGAUCGCUCGAGCAUGACACCUGGUCCCUGUGUAUUAAUCUAUUCUUCGUUUCUUCUGGCAAACUCGAGCAGAGGUGUCAAAAUUUUUCGCACCUUCGGCGGUCAGAAUGUAUCGGUUAUUGAAACAUUUUCACACACCGUGAGAAUUGUGUGGUCUACUUCCCAACUAUCUUAGAUGUUUGUUUGUCGGUAUAUUUCAUCUUAUAAAGAGACUAAUUAUUGAUAAAAGGUUGAAGAAAAGUUUUAUUGAUAAAAUUUUGAUCAAUUACUGAUUACUUAAAACAUCUUUUCUUCCCGAUCAAGAAGAUAGUUAUGAGAUCUUAGUAUUUCAAUCAGCAGUUGUUUGCAUGCAAAUGAAGGAAAUAAUAUAGCCUUUUCAGAAAACUGAGACGAUAAUUCUGAUAUGCACUUGUUGAUAAAUAAAAAUAAAAAAGUCUUAGUUGUUUCUUCACGUGUGCCAUUUACAAAUUACAUAUUGAAACAUCUAUCAUAGAUAACGUUUGUAAUACGUUUUUUUUAAAUGUCACAAGUAUGUUUUUAUUACGCAUCACCGUUUACUCUGGUCCCGAUUACAAUUGGUAAAGCAAACUUCAAUUUUCUUCAUAUGUUGGUCAAUGUUUGGGUCGCUCGAAACCAUGGAUAACUCGAGCAUUUUGCUCAUCCCCUUGCGACCUCGAGCGAGCGGUGUUUUACUGUAUUUAAAUUGAUGUAAUGAAAUGCUGCGUGGCAAUGCCCUUUUCAUCAAUUUUUGUCGAGUGUAAAUUUAUAAGUACUUUAUACUGUGACAUUUUACAUUUUCGGCUAUUGCUAAGAAAUUGUUGGUGAUACAUUUAGAAAAGCAUAGCUCUAAAAGUUUUAACUAUUUUCAGAGAAAAUACUUUUAAACAGAUUUAUUUAGUGUACAGUUUGGAGCUUUUCUGUCCUAUAAUGAGAUGUGUGAACUUGAAGUUAUUAACCUUAAGUCUGCUGGCGGCAAUAGAUUCUGCCUUUGCGGCCAGUGCAGACCAAGAUCGUGCAGUCUGAUCAUGGUCUGCACUGUUCGCAAUUUAGUCAGAAAAUUAUCAGUGAACACCACUUUGAAUAAUAAGUGGUACUGCCCAAAUUGAAUGAUGGACCAGUAAAUUAUAUAAAUUUAGCAGAGUAAGGGUUAAUGAAUCUAUACUCUGAAACUGCUCUGUCAUAUAAUGAAAUGUAUGCCCUCAACUUUGGAGCUUUAGUGAAUGUAGCCUCUGAUUAUUUUCUGUCAUAUUAUGAGAUGUAUGCCGUCAGCCAGAGAAUACUGGAACUUUUUCUAUUGUAUAAUGAGAUGCGUCUCCUAAACUUGAGAAUAUGAAUGUGAAUUUAGACUGGAACUUUUUCUGUCAUAAUUAGAUGUGUGUAUUUGUUUGUAAGAUAUAAGUUUGAUUGAAGUGAAAGUAUGCACUGUGAUAGGAGAAAGAUUUUUGCAGUGCACAAAAUCUAUUUAUCUGAGCUGUAUAGGAUCCUGUUACAUAUUUUAAGCAAUAUAAGAUUCAUAUUUUGUUAUUGUUUUUCUACAUCAAGUUUUGUAUAUAUGCUAGAAAAUAAAUUUUGAAAGAGGU
Mercenaria mercenaria is the source of this 4134-nucleotide messenger RNA. RefSeq names its product GH3 domain-containing protein-like. Gene Ontology annotation, cellular component: cytoplasm. Lineage: Eukaryota; Metazoa; Mollusca; Bivalvia; Venerida; Veneridae. Bases 139 to 1854 code for a protein of 571 amino acids. The transcript has 8 exons. Gene Ontology annotation, molecular function: acid-amino acid ligase activity. The record is from RefSeq and is a predicted model, not a curated record.